This is a messenger RNA of Hydra vulgaris (swiftwater hydra), 2110 nucleotides long. Lineage: Eukaryota; Metazoa; Cnidaria; Hydrozoa; Anthoathecata; Hydridae. The record is from RefSeq and is a predicted model, not a curated record.
GUUACAUGAUAAAUGAAUAACAACAAAGUAUCAGCAUUUAGUGUUUUUAAAGCUAAAGAAAAAAUUGGUUUUGAUAUUGGUCUUGAUUCACCUUCAUCAAAAGGUUUAAAUACUCCAAGUAAAAAUGGUGACAUGAAAUCUUCCAAUGUUAAAAAAAAAUUAAAACGCAAUAAAAAUGAGCCACUAAAUUCAUUACGUAAUUCAAUUCGUAAAAAAGUCAAAAAAGAUGCACAUCAUGAGAUAUCAUUAAAACCUGCAGAAAAUAAGAGGAAACCCUCUGUACUUCAAGUGUUUGAACGCAAUUGGGCAGAAAAUAUUGCUGACUUAAACAGCUCCUCGUUAGAAAGAGAAUUUUUACCUCAAGUUUUGGAACAAAAAAAGGUCCAAAAUGACCUGCAUAAAAUAGGUUAUCAAGAAAAAUCUAAUUCCGUUGUAGAUUUAACAGCAAAAAAAUCUGAAAAGAAAAAAUCUAUAAGAUUAAAAAACCAAAGUUCAACAGCAUCAUCUGCUGCAAUAAAUCAAGAAAAAAAUGAUAUUACCAAUGAACAUUCAAAAAAUAAAAUUAAAAACUUAAGUUCUCUUUCUGGUAAAGAGUUGUUUAACUGGGUACUAGCACCAAUAAGUUCUGAGAGAUUUUUCAGUGAAGCAUGGCAAAAAAAACCAUUAUUCAUUAAAAGAAGGCAACCUCUUUACAACACCAAUUGGUUCAGUACAAAAAAACUCGACAAAAUUCUCAGAGAGAAAAAUGUUCAAUAUACAAAAAAUUUAGACAUUGCAGUUUAUAGAAAUGGACAACGUGAAACAUUAAACCAUGAAGGGAGAGCUUUUCCAUCUGUUGUCUGGAAGUUUUAUGAAGAUGGUUGUUCUAUUCGUCUUUUAAAUCCACAAAUAUUUGCUAAAAGUGUCCAUCAACUAACAUCACGCCUUCAGGAGUAUUUUGGUUGUUUAGUUGGAUCUAAUGUGUAUUUGACACCACCUGGUAGUCAAGGGUUUGCACCGCACUAUGAUGAUAUUGAAGCUUUUGUUAUUCAACUUGAAGGAAAAAAACACUGGAAGCUUUAUCCACCAAGAAACACAAAUGAAGUUUUAGCUCGUUAUUCUAGUGAAAACAUGCAAGAAGAAAAUUUAGGUGAACCAAUACUAAAUAAAGUUCUAGAAGCUGGAGAUACUCUUUAUUUUCCAAGAGGUGUUAUUCAUCAAGCUUCCACACUUGAAGAUUCCCAUUCAUUACAUAUUACUAUAUCUCUAUAUCAAAAAAGCUCUUGGGGUGAUUAUCUUGAGAAGCUUAUCCCAUUAGCAUUACAAAAAGCAAUUAGUGAAAACGUAAUGUUCAGAGAAGGACUUCCUAUUGAUUUUUCUUCAUUUGUUGGCGUUUCAAAUUCAGAAAAGAAAUGUCCUGAGCGCGAUACUUUUGUAAAAACAGUUAAAAAACUUAUGGAGAAGCUUAUUGAUUAUGUUGAAAUUGAUGAAGCAGGCGAUGAGCUCGUGUUGGAUCACAUGGAAGAAUUUCAGCCACCGUACUAUUCUUCUGAUGAUGUUGAAUGCUCAGUGUUUAGUAAAGAUGGAUUUUGGGAUGGUGAAGUGCGACGUCAUCAUAAAAUAGAAUUGAGUACUGAGUUAAGAUUAGUUCGUCCAGGAAUAGUUCGGGUUAUUCCAGCAGAUACUGAGUUGCAAGUUUAUUAUUCUGUCGAAAACAGUCGGCAAUAUAAAGAAGUUCCUCUCAGAGUGCUUCGUUUUUCACUAGAGGAUGCCGACCUUUUGGAAUAUUUUUUGUUCAGUUAUCCAGCGUACGUUGUUGUUGAAAACGCUCCUGGUGAUGAUAUCCAUAAGGUUGAUGUCGCUAAUCGUCUAUACAACUUUGGUAUUUUACGAUCUAAGGUUCCAUUGGUCCAUACAUGAUAAAAUUAAAAUCGAUUUAUUGACAUAAUGGUUUUAAUGUACGGCUACUAUAAUGAAAACAAUGAAACCGUCAAAAUUUUGUAAUUCAGGUUUACAGCUUUUUAUUAACAAAAAGAACAAAUAAUAAAAGCAAUUAUUUUCUCUUUCUACAAAUUUAUCAGAACCUUUUACUGUAUUCAAUAAAUAUAAAUAUAUAUGAUUACAUUUUUAA